Messenger RNA from Penicillium chermesinum, 1704 nucleotides. RefSeq names its product MDR family MFS transporter. The record is from RefSeq and is a predicted model, not a curated record. Gene Ontology annotation, biological process: transmembrane transport. The transcript has 3 exons. Gene Ontology annotation, molecular function: transmembrane transporter activity. Lineage: Eukaryota; Fungi; Ascomycota; Eurotiomycetes; Eurotiales; Aspergillaceae. The coding region runs from base 1 to 1704 and encodes 567 amino acids.
AUGGCAGACACACAAGCAAAUUCGUUCCCACGUGGGACGCAAAACGCAGCCAACGAAGUCUUAGACUUGAACGCCACAAACAAUGACAUUCAAGCAAAGUCGCAAGCAGAAGAAAAGAUCCUUACAGGUCUCCCUCUUGUUUUGGUUCUGAUCGCUUUGGUCAGCGCCAUGUUUCUGGUUGCAUUGGAUCGAACAAUCAUUGCAACGGCCACACCCAAGAUCUCCGACCAGUUCCACGCAAUAGAGGACAUUAGCUGGUAUGCCAGCGCAUACCUUGUGACCAGUAGCGCCACCCAGCUGCUCUGGGGCCGCAUCUACACCUUCUACUCGACCAAGGCCAUAUUCCUCUCCGCCGUCGUGAUCUUCGAAGUGGGCUCAGCUGUAUGCGGUGCCGCUCCCAGCUCGACGGCUUUCAUCAUUGGUCGCGCGAUUGCUGGGAUAGGCUCGGCGGGUAUCUUCAAUGGCACCACGGUGAUCAUUACUAAGGUCAUGCCUCUGCACAAACGGCCCAUCUUUGUCGGGUUGAUGGGCUCGACAUUUGGAAUCUCUUCUGUUGUGGCUCCUUUGAUGGGUGGUGCUUUUACCGAUCGGGUGACCUGGCGCUGGUGCUUUUAUAUCAAGUACUCUCCCCAUUGGAGGGGUUGUGUUGGUCAUUUCGACCAUCCUCCUUCACGCACCUUCCUGAAGGAUAGCACGUCGCUGAGGCGCCAGAUAAUCCGGCUCGAUCCCCUCGGCACAUUUCUGUUUCUGCCGGCCGUGGUAUGUUUUCUCUUGGCUCUCCAAUGGGGUGGGGCGGUAUACAGCUGGAACAACGGUCGCAUAAUAGCUCUGUUCGUUGUAGCAGGUGUCUUGGCCAUCGCGUUUGGCAUUGUUCAAGUGUGGCGGCAGGAAGACGCCACUCUUCCGCCACGGAUCGUCAAAGACCGCAAUGUGGCACUGGGCGCUGUAAUGAUGUUCUUCUCCGCCGGCGCCAUGAUCUCCAUGCUCUACACGCUUCCUUUGUGGUUCCAAGGAGUCAAGGGGACGAGUGCCGUGCAGUCUGGUAUCGACAACAUCCCAAUGGUGCUGGCAAUGGUGCUCUUCGUAAUUGUCUCGGGCGGGGUCAUCACGAAUACAGGCCAUUAUAUGCCAUUUGCCUAUUUGUCAGGAACCCUGAUGGCCAUUGGCGCCGGCCUCCUCACGACUCUGAGAGUGGACUCAGGCCAUCCAGAGUGGAUCGGCUAUCAGGCUCUCUUCGGGUUUGGACUUGGCCUGGGGAUGCAAGUUCCCAACAUCGCCACGCAGACAGUGCUUGCGAAUGUCGAUGUUCCAAUUGGUAUUGCGGUGAUUUUCCUGUUCCAAUCGCUCGGCGGUGCGAUCUGGGUUGCUGUCAGCCAGAGUCUGUAUACCAAUUAUCUGACCAGCACGCUGCCAAGCAUCUCGGGCAUUGACACAAGUUCAAUUCUCCGAGCUGGUGCGACUGGAAUCUCUAAGAUUGUACCGGCGGAUAAGCUGAGGCCCGUCCUGGUUGUUUACAAUGAAGCUUUGCGCAGGUCAUUCAUCUUACCGGUCGCGUUAUCUUGCGCGAUAAUCCUUCCAUCCUUGGGUAUGGAGUGGCGCAAUGUCAAAAAGGAAAGUGAAAGACGAGAAAAGGAAGAUAUCGGCCGUCGAAAGAUGUCGAAAGAGGACGACCGGAGAGGCUCUGGUGUUGAGAAAGAUGCUUAG